Messenger RNA from Osmerus eperlanus (European smelt), 5561 nucleotides. It is a transcript of the gene atrnl1b, whose product is annotated as attractin-like 1b. The coding region runs from base 923 to 5068 and encodes 1381 amino acids. The record is from RefSeq and is a predicted model, not a curated record. The transcript is spliced from 29 exons. Gene Ontology annotation, molecular function: protein binding. Gene Ontology annotation, cellular component: Golgi apparatus. Lineage: Eukaryota; Metazoa; Chordata; Actinopteri; Osmeriformes; Osmeridae.
CCUGAGGAGCUGCUAGCCGCUAGCCUGCUAACAAGCCCAGCACUGGCUAGCUACUCUGCUAGUGUGGACACACAAGACCCGCUAGCUAGCUAAAGUGCGCCGCAUAGUUGUUUUUCCGAAUGGAUUAAAUGGAAGCGCCACAACACCAAAAGCCUAAACAUCACCUUAACGAGUGCCUGUAAAAUAGAUUGGACAACAAUGACUAAACCUUGCAAUUAUGAAGACUUGCUAAAUCCCCCCUCGCCAAGACCACCAGCAACAACAUCGCUGUUAUUGACUACUGCUGCAAUCCUGAUAAGAUUCCGGGGCCACAAUUGAAAAGGACUUUUGGUCCUUUUGUUCACUUUAAAUGUUGAGAAGAUAAUAUUUAUCAUUUGUGGCGUACAUAUCUGUGGGACUACCGCACCACAAUCGAAUCCUUUAUGACCAAACCAUAAGCUAAUUGUCGGUGGAAUUGUUUACGCGUUAAAAUGGCUGCUGAAAUGUAGGUUUGGUUGAGAAUCAUCUUCAAUAAGAUGUAGUAAAUGUUGCCACAAUGUUUCUUUCUUGACGUAUAAGUGGAAAUUUGGGACAAUGCGUCGCCUUCAACAUUUUUGCAGUAUUACUCGCUGAACUGAUUUUUCCACCCGUAACUGCAGGAGGCAGAGUGAAGGGAAUUUAUUUUAAGAUUACUGUUCAAUUCGUGAGCUGUCAGCUUUUACGUCUAUAUAUUUUUUCAAAUGAUUUAACAUUUUUACUGUCGAAUAGCUUUUCUGUGUGCUCUAGAUGCAGUAGUUUAUAUCCAAUUGAUUAUGCAAAGCAUUCAAAAAACAUUCACCACCACUACCCUGAAUCAGUCCACUGGUUAAACAACCUGGGGUACCACGAAACCAAGACUUUACCAAAUAGAGGCCUUGGUCUUUUGACUUUUUCUAAAGGUAAAAUGGAUGCUGAGAAAACCUGUUGGACUGCUUCGUUCCCUGUCAGAGCCAGGCAGGACCGAGACAGCGGACUGCAGGGGAGCAGGCAGGGCCUAGACAGCGGACUGCGGGGUAUCAACAGAUACUUGCUGCUGUAUGUUUUGUUCUACUUUGUGCUCUUCACACAUGCCUCCCCGGCGAAGUCUUGUGAUAAAAACUGCCUGUCUGGGAAGUGUGUCAAUGGGACAUGUGUCUGCGACCGAGGAUGGGUCGGGGACCAAUGCCAGCACUGCCAAGGAAGGUUCAAGUUGACAGAACCUUCCGGAUACCUCACUGAUGGGCCAAUCAACUACAAGUACAAGACCAAGUGCACCUGGCUCAUUGAGGGCUACCCCAACGCUGUCCUCAGACUGAGGUUCAACCACUUUGCCACAGAGUGCAGCUGGGACCACCUGUACGUGUACGACGGGGACUCUGUGUAUGCCCCUCUGGUCGCUGUGUUCAGUGGUCUGAUAGUGCCUGAGGUCCAGAUCAAUGAGACUGUACCAGAGGUGGAGACCAGCUCUGGAUACGCGCUGCUGCACUUCUUCAGCGACGCUGCCUACAACCUCACAGGAUUCGAGAUCUUCUAUUCGAUCAAUUCCUGCCCCAACAACUGCUCUGGCCAUGGGAAGUGCACCACAGGGAACUCCAUCGCCAGCCGUGUGUACUGUGAGUGUGAGAAGUACUGGAAGGGAGAGGCGUGUGACAUCCCCUACUGCCGUGACAACUGUGGCAGCCCAGACCACGGCUACUGCGACCUCACCGGGGAAAAGCUCUGCGUCUGCAACGACAGCUGGCAGGGUCCAGAUUGUUCCCUGACGGUGCCGUCUACAGAGUCGUACUGGGUGCUGCCUGGGGUGAAGCCGUCAGGGGCGUGGCCAGCGCGGGCGUCCCACAGGGCUGUGCUGCAGGGUCAGCUGGUGUGGGUGGUGGGAGGAUACUCCUUCAACUACAGCUCCUUCCAGAUGAUCCUCAAUUACAACCUGGAGAGCGGUGUGUGGAACACGGUGCCUAGCAACAGCGGGCCCCUCCCCAGAUACGGCCACUCCCUCGCCAUCUACCAGAAUGACCUCUACAUGUUCGGGGGGAAGCUGGAGGCGGGGCCUGCCAAUGUGACGGAGGAGUUGUGGGUGUUCCACACCUCCAGUCGUACCUGGUCCCAGGUGCGCCCCGCCCCUGGCCACGCCCAGGUGCACGCUGUAGAGGGACACUCCGCCCACGUCUCCCUCCUGGAGGGCGGCGAGGCCGUCAUGGUAGUGCUGUUCGGCUACUCACCCGUCUACAGCUACAUCAGCAGCGUGCAGGAGUACAACAUCCGGACCAACACGUGGUCUCUCCCGGAGACGCGUGGGGCGGUGCCCCAGGGAGGGUACGGACACAGCAGUGUGUACCACGCCGCUAGCAGCAGUGUGUUCCUGCAUGGAGGCUACAAGGCCCUGCCUGCCAACAAGUAUGGACUGGUGGACCACCUGUACCGCUACCAAGUCCCCACACACACCUGGACCAUCCUGAAGGAGAGUGGUUCUCCCCGCUACCUGCACUCGUCUGUGCUGCUCAGUGGAACCCUGCUGAUCUUCGGAGGGAACACGCACAACGACACGUCGCUUAGCAACGGGGCGAAGUGCUUCUCCGCCGACUUCCUGGCCUAUGACAUCGCCUGUGAUCAGUGGAGCGCUCUGCCCAAGCCCGAUCUGCACCGGGACGUCAACCGCUUCGGUCACUCUGCCGUGGUCAGCAACGGGUCCAUGUAUGUGUUUGGAGGGUUCUCCGGCGUGCUGCUGAACGAUGUGCUGGUGUACCAGCCCCCACGCUGCCAGGCCUUCCUGGACCAGCAGGCCUGCCUGGGGGCAGGGCCCGGCCUGCGCUGCAUCUGGGCCCUGCCCCACUGCUCCGCCUGGGACCCCAGCCUCAACACCACCACCCCUGCUCCCUUCUGCCCCCCCAGGCCAGUCACAGUGGACGAGCGCUGCUACAGGUUCUCUGACUGCAGCAGCUGCACUUCCAACACUAACGGCUGCCAGUGGUGCGAUGACAAGAAGUGCCUCUCUGCGUCCAGCAACUGCACCGUGAGUGUGCGAGUGUUGGAGCAGUGUGCCGUGAGGAGCGAGCAGAGCUGCAGCCGACUGGCUAACUGUCGCAGCUGCUUCCUCAACCCCAGCUGCCAGUGGGACCAUCACCAGAUGGAGUGCCAUGCCCUUCCAGCCCAGAUGUGUGGGGAGGGCUGGAGCCAGGUGGGAGAGGUGUGUCUGAGGAUCAACUCCAGCAGGGAGAGCUACGACAAUGCACAGCAUUACUGUAAGAACCUGGCGGGGAACAUCGCCUCGCUCAGCUCUGCCACUCAGGUCCACUUCAUCCUGGAGGAGCUGCACAAACUGCAGCAGCACCACAAGCGUCUGUCCCCCUGGGUGGGUCUGAGGAAGAUCAACGUGUCGUACUGGGGCUGGGAGGACAUGUCCCCCAUCACCAACUCCUCCCUGCAGUGGCUGCCUGGGGAGCCCAAUGACUCUGGUUUCUGUGCCUUCCUGGAAGAGACGCAGGUGUCCGGGCUCCGGGCCAACCCCUGCACCGCCCAUGCAGACGGCCUCAUCUGUGAGAAACCUGCUGUGAGCCCCAGCCAGAGUGCUCGUCCCUGUAAGAUGGCGUGCUCGCUGAGGACCACCUGUGCUAACUGCACCAGCCAGGCCAUGGAGUGCAUGUGGUGCAGCAGCACCCGGCGCUGUGUGGACUCCACCGCCUACGUCGUGUCCUUCCCCUAUGGACAGUGUCUGGAGUGGCAGACCGGAGACUGUGUGGCCCAGAACUGCUCGGGGCUGCGUACGUGUGUGGGUUGUAUGGAGCAGCCAGAGUGUGGCUGGUGUGAGGACCCCAGCAGCACGGGGAGAGGCCAGUGUGUGGAGGGCUCCUACCGAGGGCCCAUGAAGGGCCCAAGCCAGACCCAGCCCACCUCCCAGGACAGGACCCUGGAGCCAGGCUUGUGCCCCAAGGAUAAGGGCUACGAGUGGGCUUUCAUCCACUGCCCUGCGUGCCAAUGUAACGGACACAGCUCCUGUGUGAACGGCAGCGUGUGUGAGCAGUGCCGUAACCUCACCACCGGGCAACACUGCCAGACCUGCAUGCCCGGUUACCAUGGAGAUCCCACCAACGGGGGGAAGUGUCAAGCCUGUAAGUGUAAUGGCCAUGCCGGCGUGUGCCAGGUUCAGACUGGGAAGUGCUUCUGCACCACCAAGGGCAUCAAAGGAGACCACUGCCAGCUUUGUGACUCAGAGAACCGUUACCUUGGCAACCCCCUGAGAGGAACCUGUUACUACAACCUGCUAAUAGACUACCAGUUCACCUUCAGCUUGCUGCAGGAGGAUGACCACCACUACACAGCCAUCAACUUCAUGGCCACGCCUGAACAGACCAACAAGAACCUGGACAUGUCCAUCAAUGCAUCCAACAACUUCAACCUCAACAUCACCUGGUCUGUGGGAUCCACAGCUGGGACAGUGUCUGGAGAGGAGGUACCCAUCGUCUCCAAAACCAACAUCAAGGAGUACCGAGACAGCUUCUCCUGUGAGAAGUUCACCUUCAGGAGCAACCCCAACAUCACCUUCUACGUGUAUGUCAGCAACUUCUCCUGGCCCAUUAAAAUACAGAUUGCCUUCUCCCAACACAACAGCAUCAUGGACCUGGUCCAGUUCUUCGUGACGUUCUUCAGCUGCUUCCUGUCGCUGCUGCUGGUGGCGGCCGUGGUGUGGAAGAUCAAGCAGACCUGCUGGGCAUCCAGACGCAGAGAGCAGCUGAUGAGGGAGAGGCAGCAGAUGGCCAGCAGGCCGUUUGCCUCCGUUGCCGUGGCGCUGGACAUCGGAGGCGAGCAAACUGAGCUCCUAUCUGGAGGGGUUGAGGGCCCUCCCAAGCCCGUUGCCAUGGAGCCGUGUUCAGGAGGGCGUGCGGCGGUGCUGACGGUGCUGAUGUGUCUCCCCUCCGGACCCUCGCCCCUCCCCCCCCCCGGCCAGUCUGGAAUUGCCAUUGCCAGCGCCCUGAUUGACACGUCUCAGCAGAAACCGAUGGACUACAAAGAGAAGAGCCAGGCUUUGAAGAACCGCAAGACCCUCCCCCCUACCCACCAGGGCACCUGUGUCUGAACAGCUCUCAGCUAACCCUGACCCUCAGGACUUCUGGGUUCAUUAGAUAUAUGGGGGUCUCCAGUCUCCAGCCUGUGUGGCCGGGGGACGGGGACCAUCCCAGGUACAGAACUCUGCUAGGUUGCUCUCACCUCUCCUCUCCCCUGCUCUCACCUCUCAUCUCCCCUGCUCUCACCUCUCCUCUCCCCUGCUCUCACCUCUCCUCUCCCCUGCUCUCACCUCUCCUCUCCCCUGCUCUCACCUCUCCUCUCCCCUGCUCUCACCUCUCCUCUCCCCUGCUCUCACCUCUCCUCUCCCCUGCUCUCACCUCUCCUCUCCCCUGCUCUCACCUCUCCUCUCCCCUGCUCUCACCUCUCCUCUCCCCUGCUCUCACCUCUCCUCUCCCCUGCUCUCACCUCUCCUCUCCCCUGCUCUCACCUCUCCUCUCCCCUGCUCUCACCUCUCAUCUCCCCUGCUCUCACCUCUCAUCUCCCCUGCUCUCACCUCUCAUCUC